Molecule: messenger RNA, 645 nt
Organism: Puccinia graminis f. sp. tritici CRL 75-36-700-3
Lineage: Eukaryota; Fungi; Basidiomycota; Pucciniomycetes; Pucciniales; Pucciniaceae
Exons: 3
Coding region: 1-645 (214 amino acids)
Source: RefSeq, a predicted model, not a curated record
AUGUCUGCUGUUCGUGCACCCAACCACCCGGCCACCUUGAACGGCCACUUCCAACCAAUAACUGAUUCCAUCGCCGAUUCGGUACGCGCAAACCAGUACGGUUAUGUCAAAACUCCCAGCUUUUUCCAAUGCGGUGGAUUCAACUACGAAAAGAAUGAAGACUUUGAAGUUGAACUGGUUACGAACACAGCACUCAACAACACGCUAAUGGCCGAUUCGAUCUAUGCUCUAAGUGGUAAACUCAUUGCCCUCAAUGACGGCUCACCCCCAAUCCUAUCUUACUUCCAGGAUACCGUCAUUCGUAUUGGUGCAACAGGUCCAGACCAACCUGACUUUACAAACAAAUCCACCGUCACAAGCCUGGGAUUGGUCAUAUCACGGCGGGAGGUUGCAAGCAAUGUUUCCGACUCUGGUAGUCAUUUGGAAGUCAUUGUUGCUCAUUGUGACUGGGACGGCCAAGAGCGAGUUCAUCGACGCUUCAAUAUCAAGUACAUCGUUCCCGGUACUAAGAACUUGGUCAAGACGCACACCUUAUACCAAGUCGGCCGCGAAAUCUCCAUCAUCGGACGAUUGGUCGACUUUCACAUGGAGGACCACAUGGCCGUCGUAGUUGUAAGAUCCCAUAACACCAGUUAUCUUCCAUAA